ACAAUGCCCAUCGCCGACUUCAUCCCCCCAGCGUUCCGCCACGGAACCCGCGACCGCGUGAGAUCAGUCGAGGAAGGAAUGACAGACAGCACAUACCAACCACCUCCCGCCAUCACCGAAAGCCAAGCAACAAUGGUCCCUACUGACGACAAACUCGCCAUCUUCCGCCACCUCGUGGGAAUCCACAGCACACGCUCCUUCGCGCCGUCCCGCACCCGCGGCGACACGCUCCCAGACCUCUCCCACAACAACCUCCACUUCGACGGCCGCGCGGCCCCGAAUCUCGGCAUCUACAACCGCGUCUGCCACCGCGAACAGGCCGCAAAGCGCGGCUACAAGUUCGCCGCCGUCUUCAUAAACACGUGUUUGGGGACGCAAGUCGUGGUGGCAGCCGCGCUGACGGCUCUCGGCGCCGCAAACUCGUCCCACACCGCCGUCACAGCGUUCGGCGCAAUCAACACCAUGAUUGCGGGGAUCCUGACGUAUCUCAAGGGCAGCGGGUUACCGAAUCGCAUCCGGUACUACGAGAACGAGUGGAAGCGCGUGCGCGAGUAUAUUGAGCAGCGUGAGCGCGAUUUCAGUCGCCCUGCGUGCGGGUUGGAUGUUUAUGAGAUCGUGAGGGUGGUCGAGGGCAUGUACGAAGAGGUUAAGGCGGAUAUCCAGAGUAAUACGCCGGAUAAUUAUAUCAGUGUUGGGGAUAUCCGGGCGCGGGGUGCGGCGGGGACGAAUCCGAUGCCGAGGCUCCCGGGGUUGAAGGGUAUUGCGGAUGGGUCUGAGGGGAGGUUGAAAGAGCUGGAGAUGAAGUAUGGCCACAAGGUUGCGGAUUUGCUGGAUGGGUUGGCGAGGAAGGAGGAAGAGAGGUUGGGUGUGCUGGAGAAGGAGCUGGAUGGGAGGAAGAAGGAGGUUUUGAGCAAAGGCGCGGAGAUUGAGAGGGAUGUCGAGUCGAGGGGGUCUAGAUUGGUCGAGUUGGAGCGCGACGCUAGGAAUGAAGCUGCAGAGCGCAGAGAGCAUUUGAGCAGGAUAGGGGAGGAGCUCAAGGACGAAAUUUUCAUUCAUCGAAGGGAGUGAGGGAUUUAUUGAACCACCGCGCACGGUUUAAUCGAUCUUGCGCGGUCUUUCUGCGACUUGGGCAUGUAAAGACUGAAUUCUCUAAUACCUAAUACAACAAGACUAAAACUAUGCUCUUCUGCUGUUGCAUUGCCUAAUAGGCUAAGCAGUUCACCUCAGACGACUACCACUAUUCCAAUCCACUCAGUUCAAACAAUAAAAUUUUGGACAAUCCGUUCCUACAAACUUCUGCGUAGACAGCCAUGUUCGGAUUUGUUGUUGACUUUAUCGGCUCCACCAAGCAGACCUGAAUCGCCGUGCCAAAGAAAAACGACUCCUUUAUUCAUCACGCAUCCAGUAUCACCACCGCACGAUAGUAGCCGAGAUGUUGAAACGUUGGAAUCUAGCUUUCGUCGAAUUGCUACAAAUCAAUUUUUUUCACAACGGGAUUUAUUACUACGAUGUUGUCAUCUAUAAAUUGAUACCUGUGCCGUGGUAUGAUGAAAGGUCAUGUGAUGGAAGCUCACGCGCUAUGACCAUCCUCCCAUAUUAGAUGGACCCUGGUAUAUAUAGGUAGGGGCUCUGCAUUAACAAUUUCAGGACUUCAACACAUAUAAACAAUAAUGAAUCUUCCCUGUUGAAUUCGUGGUAAUCGCUCAUUUUUUGUACAUCCAUCGUUAUAAGCCAUCGCUGUGUGUAGAAACCCCUCGACUCCAACUCAAAAUCAAUCAAAAUCAUUAGCUUCCCCACAACACGGUAAAAUAGAACACUGUAACAACAUUGGCAGACGCGCGCACUAAACAAACGAGACCGAAGUACUAACACGGGUUCUAAAUCAUCCUUUCGUAGAUUGAUGACGUAAGAGCUCGGAAAACACAGCCUUGUACAUACGAGUUCUUGAUUCCUUAUUCGAUAAUCUCCGUGUAACAAUUCGGGUAAUGCAGAUGGCGUGAGGCAUCGGCGACUCCCUGCACCUGCGCC
Molecule: messenger RNA, 2028 nt
Organism: Periconia digitata
Lineage: Eukaryota; Fungi; Ascomycota; Dothideomycetes; Pleosporales; Periconiaceae
Source: the annotation of a GenBank genome assembly